Molecule: messenger RNA, 650 nt
Organism: Mizuhopecten yessoensis (Yesso scallop)
Lineage: Eukaryota; Metazoa; Mollusca; Bivalvia; Pectinida; Pectinidae
Exons: 3
Source: RefSeq, a predicted model, not a curated record
UGCUACAGAGAAAAGGGCGCCGAGUUUUUACAGGAUUACGAGAAGGAAGUCAGGGCGAGAGAUGCCACUGGGGGUAUUCACAAAGAUUUAGAUACACUCUUCGGAGUUCUCAAAAGGGCUGAUAGUAGCCAUGACGAUUCCAAGAUGGAUACGACUGUUGUACCAAAAUCUCCGGCUCUAAUCAAGGUGCCGUCACUAACGAAAGUCCCAUCUUUAACAAAUAUGAAGAAGAAAAUGGGAAAGACAUCUUUGGCCCCUAAACGUACACGAACUGGAAAGAACUCUCGCACAGUUAUGAAGAAAAUUGUUGCACCUAAGUUAAGAAGAGAAAACGUUCCGCAAUCUCACUUUGCUCUGUCUGACCGAAAGUGGAGUGACUGGCAAACAUGCAUAUCAUGUAAUAAAACUGAUAGUGACAUGUGGGAGAAAAGAAAUGGCGCCCAUCUUGGUUACCGAAGAAAGGAAAUUUUUGAUGGGAAGUUGACGAGGCCCACUCUUUACGAAUUCGCUGUUCAAACAGCUCCCGGUAACAAAAGGCAUAUCGUGUACUCAAAACUUUGUCACGGACUAACAUCUGCAGACACCUGGGAACGUCGUCUACUCGGACAGAAGGAUGUUCGGGGCCAAAUUGAGGACAUCCUUUCUAAAGG